Molecule: messenger RNA, 933 nt
Organism: Oikopleura dioica
Lineage: Eukaryota; Metazoa; Chordata; Appendicularia; Copelata; Oikopleuridae
Source: the annotation of a GenBank genome assembly
AUGAAGAUCCUCGUCGCCAAGAGCCUCAUUGCUUCCGCCGUCGCCUAUGACUCGUAUGUCUCUUAUGGCGACUACGCCAGCUCCCACGGUAUAACAUGCGGCGGAACGAUUACAAGCGAGCAGACGAUCGUCCCUCCCAUGAUUGGCCCAUACUAUUACGCCGACAUGGUGUGUACCUGGAACGUCUUGCUGGAUUCGUCGGUCACGGAGUUCGAUCUGGUCGCGAAAAAUUUGCCGUUGAAUAUAAUUAUAAUUGUUCCGAGGUACUGUGGCUAUUCCGAUCCCAGCACUCUUCGACGAAAACGAGACGUUGCCGCGUCGGCAAGGAAGGAACACUCUCUCAGUCCACGCACUGGUGUCGAAAUAAACAGAAAUGGUUUUACAAGGCGAACUGUCACUGGAAACACCGCGACGAUCACUUUCAACGCCGACGGAAUGAUGCAGUACAAAGGCUUCGAGAUCGACAUCGUGUUUGACGGCGGCGCUGGAACCGAAACGGGUGAUGCCGCUCCUACUCCCGCCGAUGCUUGGGCGCAGAUCGACGCCGCUGCCACCGACGUUGCCGUCCGUGUCGACGACUUCUACGCUGCUCUUCCCGGCCUCGGCGCCAAUUCUGUCCUCGCUUCGAAAAAGGUCGCUCGAUUCAACGCUUUCUUCGCCAAGAUGCAAAAGCUCAACUCCUUGUCUUCCACCGAUCCCUGCACCUACCCCGCUGGCUCGAACGACCACACCACUUUCGUCGCACCAGUCGAUUCCGCCGACGCCUGCGAGGAAUUGAAUGGCCUUUUCGCCUCUCUCAUCUCCUUCACCGACUCUUUCGUCUGCAUGCCCGACGCCGACUACGAUCCAAUCAAAUUGACCAGACUCAUCCAGCGACAGCGACAAAUGCUCGUCACCCGAAAACUCAAGCAAAUGAAGUGCGGAAGCGCCUAA